CUGAUGAGUCCCCUAAACUGAAAGUGGAAAUCCCCGUGAAGACAUAUUUGUCAGUCCUGAUCGACAUAAACCAAGGUGUCAUGCAGAUCAACUACUGACUGACAGACAGUUGUAGAAAUGGCCAGCCGACAGCGCUCCAGACCAGGUGCGCAGAGAGACGAAAGUCAGGAUGGAUCUGGGUUUGUAGAAAUUCACCAACCACCUCGUGAAUACAACCUUGAAAUGUUCCUUAAUGAAGAUGAACAAGAACUUUGGCAUCAUUUCUUUGCGCCUUACACUGUGGUAGGAGACAUGACAGUGAAGACACCUGUGUACGACGACGCCAUGCAGAUGUUGUGGAUGAACAGCUUCUUGACAAUCACAGGCCAGUGUGGCGAUGGUAAAACUACAAUGGCAGAGUGGCUCAUCACACAAUUAAUCUUGUCCCCAGAGAAGAUGCCAGAAAAAGACACGGCAUUGAAGGAAUGUUUUGUUACCACACAUCUGGCUGGCCGUGAAGACCGGACAUACGAUUGUGUUAUAGUGAAUUCACCAGCGGACUGGGACAAUAAGGUAGAUACCAGUAAGAAUCAAGUCGUCCUCAUUGAUGAUAUAUUUGGUCCAGCAAUGGUGAACAUGCAUACUGUUAGAAAAUGGAAGAAAACUCUUAUGCAAAUAUCAGAACAAAUCCUGGCCAAUUUUCAGAAACUGCUGGUAAUUAUCUGCUUACCAAAGAGCCACUAUGAGGCACUGAAUGGAGAUCUGGCUCAUCUUGAUCUGUUUAGGAAAAAUUCGCUGCUGGAUAUGACUGAAAGCAAGUUCCAACCCGGACAAGGAUGGCGUGAGCAAAUAAUGAAGGCUAACGGAGGCUACCGAAACCUUGAUCACAGAGAAAGACUAAAUCUGGAUUACAAGAAUAUUACGCAGUCACUUCCAUAUGUUGGAAGAAUAUUUGGAUCAGUCAAAAGUUUUAUCAUGGAAGGACCCAAGUUCUUUUCCAAUCCAUUUUCAUCAUUCAAAAAUGCAAUUCAGAAGGUCUAUGGUUUCAGCAAGGUGAUAUACCUCACCCUUGCAACAGGCAUUCUGUUUGAUGGCAAGCUUGAGCUUGAUAAACACAGCUUUGAGGAAUUCACAGAAAAAGAGCAACACAUCAUACGGCGACUAGCAGAAGCACUGGGCAUUGAGGAUAUGAACAUCGCAAAAAUGCGCUACUCAGCAACAUUACUGUAUGGACUGUUCCUCCUUCCAACCAGGAAGCACUGUUGGAAAUUCAUGCAUGAGAGAUCAUACCACACCAUGGCUGAAGCUUUGAUGAAUAAGUUUCCAGAGUUAGUAAUUGAACUCUGCAGCAGUGAUUUUCUUAUCAACAGGAUCAGGACCAAUUCUGGCUACUCUUCAAAUGUCACGUCCAUUGUGUCAAUCUGGCACAAAGAAUAUGCGCCUCUGUGUCAGCGAUUUACCUUCGAAAUCCUGGCAGGAAACCUGCCCCAGUUGGCUGGCCACCCAUCAUUUGAUGACGAGAAGUAUGUUAAAUUGUGGUUUGAGUUCAUGACAGAGAUGGGAAGCUUGCUACCUGUGGUACAACAGAGGGGAGAUUUCAACCGCUCGCUGUUCUUCUGGUGUUGUUUCUAUGGACAACAACACACAGUGGAGCAAUACCUGACACAUGAGGAUCUAGGAGACUUACGACAAGAGGAGUGGUUUAAGGAGGAGAUGAGGGCAGGUGUGUUGGCAACAUGCUGUGGUCAAUACGGAUUGCCUCUAGCACAUUCAAAGGUAUUGGCGGCCCUUCAUAAGGCAAAUGUGGCGCUUUCUAUCGACGAUCCUCUUUCGAUGGAUGAUCUGGAAGAUUUGUAUGGGUCAGAUGUGACAUUCCUCCUAAAGAUAAAGGCCCCACUUCUGCAUAUUGCAGCAUUAAGGAGUGAGGAAUCAGUCGUCGAUUUCUUGGUUACUUCAGGAAAGUUUGACAUGAACGAAAAAUCAGCUGAAGGAUACACGGCUUGCCACAGAGCUGUGUGUAACAAAAAAGAUGGUGCACUCAAAUUCCUUCUCAGGAAUAAUGCUGACUACCAUGCAGCAGCACCUAAUGGUCGCAAACCCUUUCACCUUGCAUUGAUGUGUGGUAAUGGGAAUGCUGUUGAAACAAUGAAAAUACAUGAUAACCGGGUGAAAGAAGGAAAGAUGCCAGAUGGCACUUCAUUGUUGACGUCAGCUAUCUUUGCAAAGGACGACUACAUGAUCCGAAGCAUCGCAGAAAUGUACACCAAGCAGAACCCAUAUAGUCCGCACGGAGACUUGAUAGCCCCAUUACAGGCAGCGGCAGCCAUGGGAGAUGAGGAUAAUGUCCAGCGCUUGUUAGACAAGAAGUUUGAAAUAAAUGAUCGUGACGAUAUGGGAUGGACUGCACUUCAUUAUGCAGUUUACUUUCACAACCAACGUAUGAUCACUUUCCUUCUCGACAAAAAGGCCGACAUUGACGUCCAGAAUCGGGAUAAUAAAACUCCCCUACACAUAGCUGCUGAGCAAGGCUACUUCGUCAUUUGUGAAAAGCUGCUAGAAAAUGGAGCUAAUGCUGACAAGCAUACAAUUUCCAAUGAGUUUUCCUUCUCUUCUGCUGCUAAGUAUGGACAUGUAGCUUUAGCUAGGUACUUGGUAAGGCAAGGAUUGAUUCUUAGUACUCCUAACGGUGGGAGGGCUGGUGACCUAGAGGAUCCACCCAGCUUUGAGGACAUGGACCGCUGGAGAUCCAGAGACAGGAGAUUCUAGAUAAUACAAGAUUAUAUCAAAUACACAAGAUUGCUUUAUGAUAUCUUGUAGUCUAUGAAAGAUUCGUUCAGAUGCAAAUGUAUAUCAAAAACAACUUUUCAAAAGAUGUGUCUGCAUUCAAAAAUGUAAAGACAUUUAUGAGUGUAAGUUAUGAAGUGGAGUUUGAAGAGUGUAUGCUGCGGCACCAAACUGUCUAGGUACAAAUGUUUUUAGUAUCUGAAUGUUAUUGUACUAUGGCUUGCAUUAUUCCACUAAUGGUCAAGAUAACAGGGACUUGGCAUAUAGACCACAAUCAGUAUAUUACACGUGUCCAAUACGUGUAUAUAGACAGCUAUGUCCCUAGUAUUUGGAUUGGUUUAUUUUGCUGAACAUUCCAUCAACAGCCCGGGUCAUUUAAUUAUAAGGACAUGCCUAGGUUUGGAGGAUGGAAGAAAGCUGGAGUACCCGAAGAAAAAACACUGGCCUACAUAUACGGUCAGUGCCAGACUACUGCCUGACGUGGGUUUCAAACCUCGACCUGGAGGUGGAGGCCUAUGAUAAAGGGUCAGGACACCACUCGGCUUCUGUGGCCCCUUGUUCUAGUUCUACAUGAAUCCAAUACGUGUAUGUAAGCUGCAUUGUCCCUGUGGUCAAGAUGGUUCAUGGUUCAUAUAACAAGCAGACGAUGUUGAAUAAAGUGACAAAUACUACGAGGGAUGAUCAAGAUGUUAUUAAUGAACUAUGUUAUAUGUUAUGAUUUUUUUCCCCCAUUUUACAAAUUGAUUAGUACCAAAUUAUAUAAACACCAUCUUCACCCAAAUCUAUGAUCCAACAGACCUUUUGAAACAUAAUGUAAAGCAUCAGUUGCCUCUAAUCAGUCUCGGAUUAAUUUAAGUAAAACAAAAUUACAGAAGAAUUAUGUAGAUUUUACUAGCAGGAUACUUGUUGAAAUAGGUGUAUAGUUUCUGUAUGGUUUCUGUAUGGUUUCCUUAUAAUACUACACUGUGCGACCGUUCUAUUUGCUGCUCAGAAUCAAGAUUUUGGCUAGGAAUGUGUCGAGAAUGUUUUGUCUAUUAAGUGUGGAUUUUGUUUAGUGUUUUAUAUAUCUUGUAUAAUUAGGAAUUUAUCACAUAAAUAUGGCUUAAUUUCAUGUUCUGAACGUGUAAUUACUAAUAAUAAUACAACACUGUAGCAAAGCUGUGAUUGGCAGUAGGUUCCCACUGUUCUAAUUCUGAUGUCAUUACAUCACCAAAGAGGCAUGAAGGGAGAAAACUGACAUUUCAGAUUUCACAUCUAACAAAAUUAUGUUUGCAUUUGAUUAAUAAGUUACAUGGUUUGUGAUAAACAGAAUCUCACUUUCCUUACCAUUUCAUAUAAAAACGAGAAUAUUUUUGUGAACAAAAACAUGUAUCCCCUUUUGCCUUAAUUACUUUGAAUUGAUUCUUUUUUUUCACUCCAUUGACCUUUGGCUUAGGUCAAGGUAGCGCUGCACUUAACCAUUUGAAGUGAUAAAGUUAUACACAAACUUUAUUAGAAUAUUAAGUUUAAAUGUUAUUGCCGGAUAAGUAAUUAUAAGAAAAAUAUGCACUUUGUUCUGUUAUCCUAAGGUAAAGGUCAAUUUGACCGUAUGGUAGUGCAUUGCACAUCGGCUUCAGGUGAUGCAAGUAUACUGCAAGUUUUGUCUUCAAUGGUUAAGAAGUUAUGACCUGUUAUGACCUGGACAAUACUGCCACUUAUAAUUUACUUGACCUUUGACCUUGAGGUCAAGGUCACAAUGAUCCAAUGACAGUGAAUUUAUACUUCAUCAGUGGAUGAUUAAGGAAUACAACAAUUUCCCAUUUCAAAAACCUCUCAUGAAUGAAAAGGAAACUUGCUUAAGAUUCGUUUUUUAUCAAUUACUUAAAUCUAAGUAUUAUCAGAUACUUAAAUUCAUCAUUGUGGAUGUCAUCUAACAACAACAGGUGUAGGACAUUUCCUUUUAAGUUUUCUAUUUAUUUCUUUAAAACUUGGUAGUUAAUCACUGUUAUGAGUAUGUAGAGUCCUGUACAUCUCUAUGAAGUGUACUGGUCCCGAAGCUAUGGAUGAUUACAGCUGUAAUUUUCUGUUUUAAUCUACAUAUUAACGAUAUCAAUAAUGAUACCGUCUUAAUAAAUUGUGAUUCAAUAAUAUUAUACAUAGUUUGAUCUUUUAUAAUAAAAUAUUGAAAGUCUA
Messenger RNA from Pecten maximus, 4935 nucleotides. RefSeq lists its product as uncharacterized. The transcript has 4 exons. Bases 118 to 2745 code for a protein of 875 amino acids. The record is from RefSeq and is a predicted model, not a curated record. NCBI's taxonomy places the organism in Eukaryota, Metazoa, Mollusca, Bivalvia, Pectinida, Pectinidae. Gene Ontology annotation, molecular function: protein binding.